Molecule: messenger RNA, 1296 nt
Organism: Chelonoidis abingdonii (Abingdon island giant tortoise)
Lineage: Eukaryota; Metazoa; Chordata; Testudines; Testudinidae
Product: biglycan-like
Molecular function (GO): protein binding
Source: RefSeq, a predicted model, not a curated record
GCAGGGGAGUUGGCCAGCUGCAGCCAUGAAACUGGUGCUGUUGCUGGCCCUCUUCCUGUGGGAUCAGGCCAGGGGGGCUAGCAGGGGGGCCCCCAAGAUGCCCUCCAAGGAGCUGAGCCCCUCAUCUGCUCUGGGUCCCAAGAACCAUAGCUCCUCAUCUGCUCCCCUCCCCGAGGACCCAGCCCUCACAGAUAGCCCCCCAGAGGAGCUGAGAACCCAGGAUCCAGCCCCACAACUGCGCCCCGUGGAGGCCCCACGAUGCUGUGUGUGCUGCUCCUGGCAGCCCUGCUGGGCCUGGCAGGGGCCCUGCCCUUCGAGCAAACCGCCUUCUGGGAUUUCUCCAUGGACGAGGGCCCGGCCCUGCAGAACGACGAGGAGGCCUCGGGCAUCUUCCCCACCUCGGGGGUCCCUGACUUCGAGGACGUCGUCACCACCUACGGGGGCCUGUGCCCGUUCGGCUGCCACUGCCACCUGCGGGUGGUGCAGUGCUCUGACCUGGGCCUGAGAACGGUGCCCAAGGAAAUCGCCCCCGACACAAAGCUGCUGGAUCUGCAGAACAACCAGAUCACGGAGCUGCGGCGGGACGACUUCAAGGGGCUGCAUCACCUCUACGCCCUGGUCCUGGUGAACAACAAGAUCUCGCGGGUGCACGAAAAGGCCUUCAGCCCCCUGCACCGGCUGCAGAAACUCUACAUCUCCAAGAACCUGCUGGCCGAGAUCCCGGCCAACCUGCCGCCCUCCCUGGUCGAGCUGCGCAUCCACGACAACAAGAUCCGCAAGGUGCCCAAGGACGUCUUCAAGGGGCUCGCCAACAUGAACUGCAUCGGUGAGACAGGGACGCUGGGCUCAUUGCCCCAGCGUCCUACCUGCCAGGGGCCCAGCUACCCUGGCAUCCCGCCUGCCAGCCCAUCGCCCCGGCAUCCCGCCUGCCAGGGGCCCAGCUACCCUGGCAUCCUGCCUGCCAGCCCAUCGCCCCGGCAUCCCAACUGCCAGGGGCCCAGCUACCCUGGCAUCCCGCCUGCCAGCCCAUCACCCCGGCAUCCCACCUCCCAGGGGCCCAUCGCUCCGGCAUCCCGCCUGCCAGCCCAUCGCCCCGACAUCUCGCCUGCCAGCCCAUCGCCCCAGCAUCCCUCCUGCCAGCCCAUCGCCCCAGCAUCCCGCCUGCCAGCCCAUUGCCCCGGCAUCCCGCCUGCCAGGGGCCCAGCUACCCUGGCAUCCCACCUGCCAGCCCAUCGGCCUGGCAUCCCGCCUGCCAGCCCAUCACCCGGGCAUCUCGCCUGCCAGCCCAUCGCCCCG